GUCAUCUGGAGCCUCAAAAUGUUUGCCAAGGCAACAAGGAAUUUUCUUAAGGAAGUUGAUGCUGGUGGUAACCUGAUUUCAGUAUCAAACUUGAACGACUCUGAUAAGCUACAUCUUCUAAGUCUGGUGACCAAAAAGAAGAGAUAUUGGUGCUGGCAAAGACCUAAGUACCAGUUUUUAUCUGUCACCCUUGGAGAUGUACUCACAGAGGACCAGCUUCUGAGUCCAGGUUCCUGUGCUCCGUUUGUUCCAGUGGUCGUGGAGUCGGACUUCGUGAAGUACGAGGGCAAGUUUGAGAACCACGUGAGUGGGAGCAUUGAGACUGCUCUGGGCAAGGUCAAGCUGAACGUGGGAGGCAAAGGCCUGGUGGAGAGCCAGUCUUCCUUCGGGACCCUGCGGAAGCAGGAGGUGGAUUUGCAGCAGCUUAUCAGAGACUCCGUGGAGAGAACAAUAAACCUGAAAAAUCCCGUGCUCCAGCAGGUGCUGGAGAGGAGGAAUGAGGUCCUGUGUGUGCUGACGCAGAAGAUCGUGACAACGCAGAAGUGUGUGAUAUCUGAGCACGUUCAGAUUGAGGAGAAGUGUGGCAGCAUGGUAGGGUUCCAUACCAAGAUAGUGCAGGUGUCAGCGAUGGAGGAUGGGAAUAUCCUCAAGGACAGCAGUGUGGUGCUGGAGAUCCCGCCGGCCACCACCAUCGCCUAUGGCAUCAUCGAGUUGUAUGUGAAACAGGACGGCCAGUUCGAAUUCUGCCUCCUCUAUGAGAAGCACGGUGGCUUUCAGCAGGAGCGGAGAUCUGACCCUGUCUAUCUGGACUACCUGGCCUAUCGAGAGUUUGCUUUCAAGGAUGUGCCGGAUGCCAGCCACGGGAUGUCUUCCCAGGAUGGACUGUUAAGUGUUUUAAAACAAGCCACUCUGCUGCUGGAGAGAAAUUUCCAUCCCUUCAUGGAGCUGCCAGCGCAGCAGCAGAUGGCUCUGUGCACCCUCCUGCAGGCGGUCCUGUUUGAUGAGGAACUCCUGGUGGUCCUGGAGCAAGUGUGUGACGACAUGGCUGGCGGCGUCUGGUCCCAGCAGGCAGCGCUGGCAAUGGGGGAGUUGAAGCCCCCUCAGCAGCAGGACCUCACAGCCCUUCUGCAGCUGGUGGGAUGCAGGAUACGAGGGGAGCGUCCUGGCCCUGAGGAUGAGGUCAACAACCAGAAACUCUUUGCAACGGCCUACUUCCUGGUCAGCGCACUAGCAGAAAUGCCAGAUAAUGCUGCAGCUCUGCUGGGCAUGUGCUGUAAACUCCGUAUUAUUCCUGCACUGUACCACUUGCUUCGUGCUUUAUCUGAGGAUGGAAUAUGUGACCUUGAAGACCCAACUUUGGCCCCUCUGAAAGAUACAGAAAGGUUUGGGAUUGUACAGCGCCUGUUUGUUGCAGCUGACAUUAACCUCGAGCAAGGGCAUUCGUCUGUGAAAGCUGCCAUCCUAAAGGAUCCUCAUAUUUUCCCUCUAAUUCUUUAUAUUACUCUGAAUGGACUCUGUGCUCUAGGCAGAGAACAUUAGUAAUGUCUCGUCAAACACAAGUACCUGUAACAAGCCAAGGCUGGGUGUUUCUCAGAAUUAAAAUACUGUUCUGGGGUUUAGGUCUGAUGUAUCUUAAAAGUUGAUCAAUGAAAUGAAUUACAAAAUACUUUUACUAGGGGUGAUUUUCUGCUUUGUGAACGCCAUCAGGCACUCUUUACAUGGUUUCUUUUCAUCAGAGGCCUUCUCCUGCUGGUAAAUGGUGAAAACCUGGUAUCCAAGGUAAAGUCUAGUACCAGAAUGAGAUUAUAAGCAGUUGCACACUCAGACUUUUUUUCUGCAGAAUAAUGGGUCCAUCUAUCAUUUUCUUAUAUUUUCUACUUUGCUAUACAAAAACAGAGGAGCCUGACACUUUAACCCCAAAAUUCAUUUUAACUUGUGAACACCAUAGCAAGGUAGCUUCUCUUCACAGAAUCUACAUUUUGGAUGUGCUUGCUGUAUAUUAUUUGGUGACUGAAAAAUGAAUUAUAAAUGCUACUAGAGACUGUAUGCAUUCUUCUGCGAAACAAAAUUAUACUAAAAAUCUAGUAGUAACACACCCCCCAGAAAGUCUAACUGUAUCAUUUAACCUUGCUAUGCUUUGAUAAAUGUAUUAAUUCUAUGUCUAGAAUAAUGUGUUCUUCUUAUGCAUUUUAGUAACUUAAUUUGCCAAAAUUACAUUUUCUAUCAAAGGAAAUACUGAACUGUUGUACAUUUUGGUUUUUAUUAUUUUAAUAGCCUUCUAUUAUAAAUGGCUUGGACUGUCUCCCCAGGGCUUCUAAAUCCACUGACAGGAUCUACCAUCCAUCAGGGGCCUGAAGCCACUGUUUUACCUCAACAUCACCUGCUUAGUCCGUUUUGUCCUUUCAGUUUUCAAUAAGCAUUAACAAGGAAGAAAUAAAGCAUGUCAUCUUUUCAU
This is a messenger RNA of Chinchilla lanigera (long-tailed chinchilla), 2455 nucleotides long. It is a transcript of the gene Gsdme, whose product is annotated as deafness, autosomal dominant 5. NCBI's taxonomy places the organism in Eukaryota, Metazoa, Chordata, Mammalia, Rodentia, Chinchillidae. Gene Ontology annotation, cellular component: cytoplasm. Gene Ontology annotation, biological process: programmed cell death. The record is from RefSeq and is a predicted model, not a curated record.